CCUCUGUAUUGCCUUGCCGUGUGCUGCCUCUCCUCGUCUCCUUUCCCUCGAUUCCAUCGUUCUUUCUUCUCUCUCUCUCUCAUUCUUUUUGCCAGUAAUGGCAGUGCAUCAUCAGUGCCACUGCAUUAAAAGAGCGAGAAGAGAGUUUUCAUCGGGAAGGUAAAAAAUUAAAAAAAAAAUACACACAAACUCAAAACUUUUUUUUUCCCACUAUCUACUUCCCUUACAAACCCUAAUUUUGUUUCUUACAUUACAAACAACUCUCCCCCCCAAAAAAAAAAAAAAAAUCCUCUCUUCUGAUUUUAUAACUGAGAUCUUUCUUACAAAGUAUCACUAUUUGUUUCUUUUUAAAAAACCCCCCCAAAAGCCUCAACCUUUUCGAAGCUAAAAUCCCGGGAGUGGGGAUUUAUAUAAUACCAAAAGAGAGAGAGAAUUUUAUAAUUUACUACAAAUUUCGGGUUCGGAGAGAUAUUCUUAUUUUCAAAUGGAUGUUCCAAGUGGGAAUUGUUCUGGAGGUAUGAUGAAUUUUGGUGAUCAAAAUAAUAAUAACAACAACAAUAAUGGGUUAUGUUCUAUGAUGAUGAUGAUGCCAUUAAUCUCUGCUUCUCAACAAGGUGGAGAUGGUUCUUCAUGUACUCCAUUUCUUCCUCUUCCUCCUCCUAAUUACAACAACAACAACAAUACUUCUAUUUGUAAUUACUUCAUGGACGAAACCAACAACAACAACAACGACGAGAGUAGUAAUGGCGCCAAUUCUUGUUGUGAAGUAAAGGCUAAAAUCAUGGCUCAUCCUCACUACCACCGUCUCCUUGCUGCCUAUGUCAACUGUCGUAAGGUGGGGGCGCCGCCGGAAGUGGUGGCGCGGCUUGAAGAAGCGUGUGCUAGUGCGGUAACAAUGAGUAGUGGUAAUAAUGGUGGUGGGUGUAUUGGGGAAGAUCCAGCGCUUGAUCAGUUUAUGGAAGCUUAUUGUGAGAUGCUUACCAAAUACGAACAAGAACUUUCCAAACCCUUUAGAGAUGCUAUGCUUUUUCUUCAACGAAUUGACUCUCAAUUCAAAGCUCUCUCUAUUUCCUCCUCUCAUCUCCCUCCAGCUUGUGGCGAGGCGUUUGAUAGGAACGGAUCAUCUGAAGAGGAAGUUGACAUCAAUGGGCACUCGAUCGACCCUCAAGCGGAAGAUCGUGAACUGAAAGGUCAGCUCCUGCGCAAAUACAGUGGAUACUUAGGCAGUUUGAAACAAGAAUUCAUGAAGAAAAGGAAGAAAGGGAAGUUACCUAAGGAAGCCAGACAACAACUUCUGGAUUGGUGGAGCAGACAUUACAAAUGGCCUUAUCCAUCUGAAUCACAGAAGUUAGCUUUAGCUCAAUCAACGGGGUUAGAUCAAAAGCAAAUCAACAAUUGGUUCAUCAACCAAAGAAAAAGACACUGGAAACCAUCUGAAGAUAUGCAAUUUGUGGUGAUGGAUGCUGCUCAUCCACAGUAUUACAUGGAUACUGUCUUAGGGAAUCCUUUUCCCUUGGAUAUAUCUCCUGCUCUACUUUAAUUUUAAUUAAAUUUGCAUAUUGUUAUGAUUUUAAUAUAAAGUCACACUCAUAUAUGGUGGUGGUGGUGAUGGCCUUUUUUUUUUUUUUUUUUUUUUUUUUUUUUUGUGUAUGAAUGUUUGAGGAAUGUUUCACCUGGUUUGACAGAACAUAUAUAUUUAUAUAUAUAUAUGCUUUUUUACUUAUUACUUCAUAUCAAAAUGUAGUCCCAACGGAGAUGUUAGAAUUUAUAUGAAACUUGCUUUUGUAUACGUGUUUUUUUUA
Messenger RNA from Cucumis sativus (cucumber), 1802 nucleotides. RefSeq names its product homeobox protein knotted-1-like LET6. The record is from RefSeq and is a predicted model, not a curated record. The coding region runs from base 485 to 1540 and encodes 351 amino acids. Lineage: Eukaryota; Viridiplantae; Streptophyta; Magnoliopsida; Cucurbitales; Cucurbitaceae. The transcript is spliced from 4 exons. Gene Ontology annotation, biological process: regulation of DNA-templated transcription. Gene Ontology annotation, molecular function: DNA-binding transcription factor activity, RNA polymerase II-specific; DNA binding. Gene Ontology annotation, cellular component: nucleus.